CACUCUAUCCUGCAUAUUGCAAGUUCACAUCCGCUCAAGUUGCAUCGAACUCUCCGUAUUGAUUUCAAUUUGAUCACAAUGGCGGCGGCUCAGGUACAAUCUCUACUUCGCUUUCUAUCGCAGGAUGCCAAAGUGCCACUUGCGUCCGCAAUGGGUAAAGUCAUGGAACUUCAGAAGGCCGGCCUAAUAACUCCUGAACAGAUCUCUAAAUCAGAACUCAAAGCUCUCCAGAACAUCUUUAAGGAUGACAAGGUGGCGAAACAAGUCAUGAACGCCGCAAAGAGAAUGUGCAAAAAGAGAGGCUCAUCUACUGAAGGCACGACAGCUCCCUCAAAGAGAGUCAAAGGUCCCCGCACAAAUAUAUCCAGCACCCCUUUUGACGCAGAAUGUGCGCUUGCUCUUCCCGAGUCGAAUAUUCCAGAAGAAGAUCUAUCCAGCAUUACCCUUAUCACAAACCGAGCACCACUCGUGCUUGCAUUUGCUGUGUGCGUGCUACGAUAUACAAUGCCCGAGCAGCCGAUUUCUAGCAGACUGAGUCUUGCCCAGGCUGUGGUAAGUGCUAAUAGUCGAUCGAAGGCCGCGAGCUUGGGUAUUGAGAGUGAACCCUCCGCUGAAGCAGAAGGAUGGGGAGAGGGCCAGCCGGUGGUGAAGGUCCUGGGCAGAGAGGUGAAAGUGUUGAAGAGAUGGGACUAUGAUUCGCGAGAGGGUCGGCCGCUGAAUCCAAGCACAGAACCGGAUGCGAACGCUCCUGUCGUGUCCGAUGAUGUUCUGGGGCAAAUAUCCCAGGACGAAUCAGACAAGGCACCGCCACUCUGGGGUGUUGAUACGGAUGCCAUGCGAAAAGCUCAGAGCUCGAACCAGGAUAUGAAAGUGGAAAAGCCUUUGCCUAUCUUCACUCCUGAUUCGGCACGAUCAUAUUUGCAUAAAGCAUUCACCAAAGCUUCUGAUGAAGACGUACCCUCCCGCAGGAAAGCCACAAAGAAUGCUUCCCUGCUGGAAGCUGAAAAGGAGGAAUGUCUCGCGCAUCUUCUACGCGCCAUCAAUAUUGUCUGCCAGUCCUGGGCCUCCAGUCUCGCCAGGGACGAAUUGGACCGACGUGCAUGGGCCUGGUACUUGCGUGUCCGGCCGGCAGUUCAGAGUGGAGCAGGAGGCUGGGGGCAGAAAGGACCAGUCAGGUUAUGUGAUAUUCUAGCUCUGAAGAGACAGCCGUGAUUGUAGAUGCAGAUUUCGCGAUGCCUGAAGAUGUGACGAGACCGGUCCUGUCAGGCUGGGAUUAGGCAGUAGGCCGAUUCAGCACAGCUGACGAAGCCCCCACCCUUGCACAAAUCAACGAAUCUGCGUGACGUUAUUGGAGAGUCCCUGCCAUCGCGUGAGCCCGAGCGUUUUGGACUGGCGCUGGCCAAAUGCGUUAUGAUGACAGCCCCACCUCUCGUUUCAGGCCCUACAGAGAAAUUCUUGUCCCCG
This is a messenger RNA of Aspergillus aculeatus ATCC 16872, 1464 nucleotides long. RefSeq lists its product as uncharacterized. NCBI's taxonomy places the organism in Eukaryota, Fungi, Ascomycota, Eurotiomycetes, Eurotiales, Aspergillaceae. Bases 79 to 1212 code for a protein of 377 amino acids. The transcript is spliced from 3 exons. The record is from RefSeq and is a predicted model, not a curated record.